Xiphophorus maculatus (southern platyfish) is the source of this 643-nucleotide messenger RNA. RefSeq names its product baculoviral IAP repeat-containing protein 5.1-A-like (gene birc5b). The transcript has 4 exons. NCBI's taxonomy places the organism in Eukaryota, Metazoa, Chordata, Actinopteri, Cyprinodontiformes, Poeciliidae. The record is from RefSeq and is a predicted model, not a curated record. The coding region runs from base 110 to 556 and encodes 148 amino acids.
UGAAAACAUCUGUGGAGUUGUGCAGGGCAGCUUGAGCAAGAUCUACACACAGUACUUCUUACUUUUAGAGUCAAUUCUAUGUUGGACUGAGUCUUGUAUUGCUGGAAUAAUGGAAAGUGUAGAUAUGCUGACGAUCAGGUAUACGACGUUUGACAAAAUGUACAGCUAUGAUCUGCGGGAGCAGAGCUUUAGAGACUGGCCAUUUAGAGAGGAAUGCAACUGCACACCUGAAAAGAUGGCUAAAGCUGGUUUUGUCCACUGCCCCAGUGACAAUGAACCAGACGUUGCCUGUUGUUUCUUCUGUCUGAUUGAACUUGAGGGCUGGGAACCAGAUGAUGAUCCAUGGUUUGAGCACAGCAAGCGCUCACCCACUUGUGGAUUCCUAACCAUGAAGAAAGCAGAUUUCACAGAGCUGACCGUGUCUGAAUACUGUCAACUGGAAGGUGAAAGGCUAAAGAUCUACAUUAGGAAGAUUUCUCAUAAGAUGAUGGCGUACUUGCGUGACGACAUGGAUAAAGUGCUUGAUCGCCUAAAAUCUCAGCUGGAGACGAUAUAAUAGCUGUUACUCAUAAAUAUAAAGUAUAAAUGCCAACAAAAAGUGUUCCUAUGAAAAUGCAUUUUAACUAAUAAAGUUUUAGUUUGC